UACCAGCGUCUGCAGCUGCCGGACCAGCUCGGGCAUGCGGUCCCAGUGGCCCUCCGCGCGGCAGCGCUCCAGCUCGCUCUCCAUCUUCAGCGGAGUUCCUCUUUCCAACUUGACAACCCCGCACGAGUUGGCUGGCGUGUCCUCUGUGGAAUCCCGUUACCCUGGAGUUCUUAAAGGCUUUGCAGAGUCUCUGACAAUGACUUUCAGCAGAGAAUGAAACCAGAGCUUAAAAUCCACCGUAAGAGAUUUUCUCUGUCCUGCAGGAGGUUUACUUUAAAGAGGUGCCGGUGACCAUGAGAUCUCUGCGGCUGCUCAGAACCCCCUUCCUGUGUGGCCUGCUCUGGGCCAUCUGUGCUCCAGGUGCCGGGGCCGAGGAGCCUGGGGCCAGCUUCUCCCAUCCUGGCAGCAUGGGCCUGGAUAAGAAUACAGUGCACGACCAAGAGCAUAUCAUGGAGCAUCUAGAAGGCGUCAUCAACAAACCAGAGGCGGAGAUGUCCCCACAAGAACUGCAGCUCCAUUAUUUCAAAAUGCAUGAUUAUGAUGGCAAUAAUUUGCUUGAUGGCCUGGAGCUCUCCACAGCCAUCACUCACGUCCAUAAGGAGGAAGCGAAUGAACAGGCACCACCAAUGAGUGAAGCUGAACUGAUUAAUCUAAUAGAUGGUGUUUUGAGAGACGAUGACAAAAACAAUGAUGGAUACAUUGACUAUGCGGAAUUUGCAAAAUCACUGCAGUAGACAUUGUUUGGCCAUCUAGUUGUAUGCGAAUGUGACCCGUCAUAAUGUGAUGAAACACUUUGGGUAAUGCAAAAUAACUCCUUCCCAACUACUGCUACAGCAUUUUGGUAAAAACCUACAGCAGUUUGUUACACUGGGGUGAGAAAGAGAAAUCAAGAGAAGUAGAAGAGAAGCAGGACAUAUCGUAGUCCCCAGGUGCUGUUAAAUCUCUUACUGGACAAGGGCUUGAUUAAGGAAUCCUUUCAAGAAUAUUGGAUAAUUAAUUGGAGCAUAGUACUCAGGAACUUGACUGUAGAAUACCGCUAGUCUCUUGGUUUCAUUCAUGCUACCUGAAUAGUAAGACAAGCUUUGCCAAGUAGCCACAGUUUUCAGUAACAGUGAGGGAAUGGCAUAAAUUCCAGAUGUUUCCCCUGGUGAAUCCUGUGUCUUUAGGUAAAGGUGGUCUGUAUUCUGCAGAGUUCCCCUGGCCUGAAUGAUGACGUCUUCCACGUCAUCACCCCGAGCAAGUGAGUAUCAGGCUGUUUCAAGGCAUAAGAAGGAUGCCAGAUACCGAGUUCAGCUAGCCAGAGAGUCCGAGAUUCUCUGUCUUCUGGCACUUUGGGAAUGAGGAACAACUGAUGUGAUUAGCAUUUUUUGGUUUUUUUCAGUAUUUUAUAAAACUACUGCCAUAUCCUUUCUUUAUGUCUUCUUCAUCUUAGGGGAGACUUUGAAUUUAAAAUGUUCUGCAUUCUAAUCAUUAGCAAAUGUUUUAGCUUUCUAAAUAUUAGUAUUUAACCCUUAUUCUUAGGGUUUGUUUUUGCGACUUAGAAACUAUUAGGAAUGCAAGGACUUUAUCCCUCCUGCUUGGCACAUUGGGAUAAAGCCACUCACUGGUCCUGCCUAAGUGAGGAGUGAGAAGCACCCAUAUUGCUGCAAGCUGUAUUUAGAAGGCAUGGGGUUUAAAUCACCUCUUCUAGCUUAAAUAUGUGAAUUCUUUCAGAUCAGGAAAGAUUUAAAAAAGAAGUCUAGAAACUCUUGAUUAAGAGCACGAGUCUCAGUAACGGUUGAAAAUGAGAAGCAGCAACAGAUUGUAAUUCGGUCUCCUGGAUGUGGUGGACUCGCUGUGAAAGAAAACCUGAAAUGAUGGCUGAAUGGGGGGAAAAACCUGCAAAGGAUUUGCUGUAAGACACAUAGAGACUUAUUUUCGUUAUUAAAGUAUUCUUAUAAGAAAACAUAUGUAUUUGUAAAAAUGGUUUCCUGUGUCAUGUAUUUGUGCAAUCAGAGCUGAAUUGUAAACUAUUCUUGUAAUAUCUAGUUAUUUUGAAAGAUUUAUAUAUUGAAUCCUGGAUAUAUGACCAAUAAAACUGAUGAAACAAAAUAAA
This is a messenger RNA of Hyaena hyaena (striped hyena), 2095 nucleotides long. RefSeq names its product multiple coagulation factor deficiency 2, ER cargo receptor complex subunit (gene MCFD2). Bases 294 to 734 code for a protein of 146 amino acids. Lineage: Eukaryota; Metazoa; Chordata; Mammalia; Carnivora; Hyaenidae. The transcript is spliced from 6 exons. The record is from RefSeq and is a predicted model, not a curated record. Gene Ontology annotation, molecular function: calcium ion binding.